ACAGCCAAGUUGCUUGCCUGUGGUGUAUGGGGGGGGGAUACUAGGGCAGCAAGAGUAGGACAGCCGGACAGGCAGGCAGGCCGGACGGGGCUACCAGCACCUCAACUUCUUUCCCUGGGACACUGUCCAAACUUCAGGGGCCAUAGGCCAAGCGGAGCAAUGGGUGCUGAGGAGGAAGUCCUGGUCACACUAUCAGGGGGAGCACCCUGGGGCUUCCGACUUCAGGGGGGGGCCGAACAGAGGAAACCCUUACAGGUAUCCAAGAUCCGAAAAAGGAGCCAGGCUGGCAGAGCAGGUCUCCGAGAGAGGGACCACCUCUUGGCGAUCAAUGGGGUUUCGUGUACCAGCCUCUCUCAUGCCAGUGCCAUGAGCCUCAUCGAUGCCUCUGGAACCCAGCUUGUCCUUACUGUGCGCAGGAUUGCAGAUGAAGGGCCAGUGAGAUCUCCAUCCCCUGGGGAGUUUCAGGCACUCUCACCUUUAUCUCCACUGAGUCCUGAGCCCCCUGGUGCUCCGAUACCACAGUCCCUUCAACCUGGGAGCCUUCGAUCACCCCCUGACAGUGAGGCUUACUAUGGAGAGACCGACAGUGAUGUUGAUGGCUCUACCACUCAGGAGAAGCCACGCCGACCUCGCCGGCGAGGCCCUACAAGGCCCACACCUCCAGGAGCCCCACCAGAUGAGGUCUACCUGUCUGACAGUCCUGCAGAGCCAGCACCUGCCAUCCCUGGCCCUCCCAGCCAGGCUGAUAGCCCUGUGAGCUCCCCAUCUUGGGAGGAAGGGGCAGCCCUUCAGCCACCCCCAGCCGAGGCAAUGCUAUUACCCCAUGGUCCACUCCGGCCUGGUCCUCAUCUUAUUCCUAUGGUGGGACCUGUUCCCCACCCAGUGGCGGAAGACCUUACUACUACCUACGCCCAGAAGGCCAAGCAAGCCAAACUGCAACGGACAGAGAGCCUCCAAGAGAAGAGUGUGAAGGAAGCAAAGACCAAAUGCAGGACUAUUGCAUCCCUGCUAACUGCAGCCCCCAACCCCCACUCCAAGGGGGUGCUUAUGUUUAAGAAACGGAGGCAGAGAGCUAAGAAGUACACUCUAGUGAGCUUUGGCGCUGCAGCCGGGACAGGCACGGAGGAGGAGGACGGUGUUCCCCCAACAAGUGAAUCCGAGCUGGACGAAGAGGCCUUCUCCGACGCGCGCAGCCUCACCAAUCAGUCUGACUGGGACAGCCCCUAUCUGGACAUGGAACUGGCAAGGGUGGGCUCAGGCACAGCUGAAGGCCAGGGUGGGCAGCUGAGCGAGGUCUCCGGGAAAGGGGUUCAACUCUUUGAAAAGCAGCGCCAGCGCGCAGUCUCCAGUACCCUGGAGUCGGUUCCGCUGAGCCAGGCAGCCGUGCUCAAUGGUGAAGGUGUGCAGUCACCGCCCCGGGCCCAAAGUGCUCCUCCAGAGACGGCUGUACUCCCACCCAGCCCUUUGCCAGCCCCAGUAACCAGUCCCAGACCCUUCCUUCCAGGUGGCGGAGCUCCUUCCCCUGCUCCGAGCAUCUUCAACAGGUCAGCUAGGCCCUUUACCCCGGGCUUACAAGGGCAGCGGCCAAGUACCACCACCUCGGUGAUUUUCAGACCUCUCGCUCCCAAGAGGGCGAACGAGAGCUUGGGGAGCUUCGGGCCCGUCCCAGCCCCUUUCGUGUCCGCCCCAUCCCCCUUCAUGCCCUCUCCGCAGGAGCCCACGCCUCUGCAGAGCCUCACCACAGGGGUUUCUAGCCACGGGCCCUCGCCUGGCUCCCCUAGCACCCCACGGUCCUCGGGUCCUGUAACGGCCACCAGUUCCCUGUACAUCCCAGCCCCUAGUAGACCCGUGACACCUGGCGCAGCCCCAGAGCCCUCCGCUCCUCCUAGUGCAGCUGCCAUGACCUCCACCGCCUCUAUCUUUCUCUCGUCGCCUCUGCGACCCUCUGCGCGCCCGGAGGCGCCCGCGCCAGGCCCAGCGGCCCCCGACACCCCCAGCGCUCGCGAGCAGCGCAUCUCCGUGCCGGCUGCGCGCACUGGCAUCCUACAGGAGGCCCGGCGCCGCGGGACCAGGAAGCAGAUGUUCCGCCAGGGGAAAGAGGAGCCGAAGAACUCGCCCAACCCCGAACUGCUGUCGCUGGUGCAGAACCUGGACGAAAAACCCCGACCCGGGGUUGCUGAACCUGGUCUGGAGGAGGAUGCUCUGAGCCUCGGAGCUGAAGCCUGCAAUUUCAUGCAGCCACCAGGGGGCAAGAGUUACAAAACGCUGCCUCACGUGACACCUCAAACCCCGCCCCCAACGGCUCCCAAGACCCCGCCCCCUCUGACUCCUAAGACUCCACCCCCAGUGGCUCCUAAGCCCGCAUCUCGAGGGCUCCUUGAUGGGCUAGUGAAUGGGGCGACCCCCACACCUGGAAUCCCUGAGCCUCCAAGGCUGCAGGGCAGGGGCGGGGAGCUGUUCGCCAAGCGGCAGAGCCGGGCCGACAGGUAUGUGGUGGAAACGACACCAGGUCUUGGCCCUCGGCCCAGAAGUCCUUCUCCUACCCCCUCACUGCCCUCUUCGUGGAAAUAUUCGCCCAACAUCCGUGCCCCACCUCCAAUUGCUUACAACCCACUACUGUCACCCUUUUUCCCCCAGGCUGCCCGAACUCUCCCUGCGAAGGCCCAAUCCCAGGGGCCUCGGGCAGCCUCCAAGCAGGGCAUCAAAGCUCUGGAUUUCAUGCGGCAUCAACCCUACCAACUUAAAACUGCCAUGUUCUGUUUUGACGAGGUUCCUCCAACUCCUGGCCCCACCUCCUCCGGGGCCCCCAAAACUGCCCGAGUCCAGGAGAUCCGCAGAUUUUCCACCCCGGCGCCCCAACCCACCACAGAGCCCCUGGCUCCUACAGUGCUUGCCCCCCGAGCAGCCACCUCACUGGAUGAACCCAUCUGGAGGGCAGAGCUGGCCUCGGCCCCUGUCUCGAGCCCAGCCCCUCCUCAAGAGUCUCCCAGAGGCUUUGGGGCCACCCCCAAUUCCUGUGGUUUCCAGGUAGCCAGGCCCCGAUUCUCAGCCACCAGAACAGGAUUGCAGGCUCAUGUGUGGAGGCCUGGGGCAGGGCACCGCUGAGCAGGGCAUGGGUCCCAAGACCAAGGAGGAGUGGAACAUCCAGACUUAAAAGCUGCUUCUCCUGCCCUAUCCUACCCUCUCCCAGGAAUCUGGAGGCUAAAGUCCCUCCUGCCAGAGAUAGGUUUGAAGUUAGUGUCUCCUCCCAGCUUCCUGCUCACUCCCUAUCUCCCUGCUGCUUUCCAACCUAUUAUCCCUACUUUGGUGUCUUUGCUUCUCUUUAUGUUUGCUUGCCUGGAUCUGUGUACAUUUCCUGGCCUCUAUCCGUACGCUUCUAUGAGUCUCUUUACCCUUGUUCUCUUCUCUGUGGGCCUUCUUUUAAUGUUCAGUGAGAAGCACACAGAGUAGAAGUAACUACUGGAAACCUAGGCUAGAAGCUCACCAGCAGGAAGACAGCAAAGAGACUGAACUGAUCCUUGUUUGCACUAACCCUCUCCCUACUCUUCACUCUGCUUUCCCAGGGUUAGCUGGCAUAUAUCUAGAGUAUGUAUGCCUGGGGUGUGCGUGCGUGCAAGUGUGAGCAAAUGUGUGUGAUCAGGAUCUGAUCUGGGAAGAUGUGCUCCUCUGUCUGAGGCAAGAAUAAUAGAAGUAUAAAUAAAGACCCCAUCUGGGUCUCAGCUUCACAUUGGUAGAAGAGUCAGAUGUCCCCACAUGGAGACUAGUGGGAGAAAGGGCUUCCCUGGGGAGCAAUGCUAGAGAGCAGUGUCUACAAAUACACAGAAUCUUGGGAACAAACGAUGCAUGACAAGACUGAAGGAUUGGGAUAGUUUUAUGGACUGAGUGAUAUCAGCUAUAUCAGCAACAGAACUAAGAAUCUUCUGGACUUCAGAAAGUUAGCAAAUAGAAUUCUGUACUGAGCAACCCAAUCUCAAAGAUGUUAGAACAAAAAAAAAAAAAAAAAAAGAACAGAAAAAGAAAAAAAAUUUCCUGUGGGUAUGAAUAAAUUAUUGGUUUCAUUGUUUUAUAAGCCUGAAACAGAAGGGGGAAGAAAGCUGGAGUGAGGGGAACAGGAAUUUAGCUCAGUGGCCUAAGUGCCUGCCUAGUGAGUUUGAUCUCCGGUACCACCAAAAAGCAAAACAAAAGCUGGGGUAAGGUGAGUGAGACAGAAAGCAAGAGUGGAACAAAAAUGGGUGAAAGUGAUAGAUUAUAGUGAGGGAGAGGGCAGUGUUGGCAGAGUGGAGCUGGCUGGCAACCAACUGAGUGAGAUGGAGAUUGGGAAAAAAUACCAGGGACAUGAAUGCACUUGCCAGUUAAGGGGGAUGGUGGCAGGAGGGGCCUGCGAGGGUGUGCUGAGAGCUGAGAGGAGCUGGUGUCUGCUACUUCCUGUGAGCCGUCCUUGUUUGUCUUCUGUGCCUUGUCCUGGCUACCUGGGAAGGGCAGGGAAGCACCACAGCUUUCCAGUCCUACCCCAUCCCUCAAACGCGCAGCUCUUACUCCUUUUCAGCUUCAGGUCCUCAUUUUGGAUUCUAGAAGAGCAUGGACUCCCUUUUUACCAAGACCAUCGCCAGCUACGUUUGCUGUUUGAUCUGAAAGUGAUCAUUUCCUUUGCAUUUUGGGUGUGAGUCACAGCUCUUUGAUUUGUGCACAAGAAUAAACUUAUGUCACUUACCUUC
Cavia porcellus (domestic guinea pig) is the source of this 4715-nucleotide messenger RNA. It is a transcript of the gene Synpo2l, whose product is annotated as synaptopodin 2 like. Gene Ontology annotation, molecular function: actin binding. Gene Ontology annotation, cellular component: nucleus; actin cytoskeleton; Z disc. Lineage: Eukaryota; Metazoa; Chordata; Mammalia; Rodentia; Caviidae. The record is from RefSeq and is a predicted model, not a curated record. The transcript is spliced from 4 exons. Gene Ontology annotation, biological process: positive regulation of actin filament bundle assembly. Bases 160 to 3105 code for a protein of 981 amino acids.